Messenger RNA from Elaeis guineensis (African oil palm), 4637 nucleotides. The record is from RefSeq and is a predicted model, not a curated record. NCBI's taxonomy places the organism in Eukaryota, Viridiplantae, Streptophyta, Magnoliopsida, Arecales, Arecaceae.
AUGAUGGUGUCGCGGGGGCUGUUCGGGUGGUCGCCGCCCCACAUGCAGCCGCUGACGCCGGUAUCGGAGGUGUCGGAGCCGCCGGAGUCACCGUCGCCGUUCAUGGACUCCGGGGUGGAGGCGGUGCAGGUGGAGGACGAAGGGCCUGUGGACGACGUGGAGGAGAUCGAGCCACCGCCGGCCGCCGUGCCCUUCUCCAGGCUGUUCGCGUGCGCCGACGGGCUCGACUGGGUGCUGAUGACGGUCGGGGCGUUCGCUGCGGCGGCGCACGGGAUGGCGCUCGUCGUGUACUUGCACUUCUUUGGGAGCGCCAUCAACUUGCUCAAUUCGCAGAGCCGUAGUUCCGAAAUCCAUGGCCAUGGGGAUGUGCUGUUCCAUAAGUUCAAGGAGCAUGCCCUAUACAUUGUCUAUAUAGCUGCUGGUGUUUUUGUUGCUGCUUGGAUAGAGGUCUCAUGCUGGAUUCUUACUGGAGAGAGGCAGACCGCAGUCAUCAGGUCAAAGUAUGUCCAGGUUUUGCUGAACCAGGACAUGAGCUUUUUUGAUACUUACGGGAACAAUGGAGACAUUGUUAGUCAAGUAUUGAGUGAUGUGUUGCUCAUUCAAUCUGCACUAAGCGAGAAAGUUGGAAACUAUAUCCAUAACAUGGCUACAUUUUUUGGUGGUCUGGUCAUUGGAUUGAUCAACUGUUGGCAGAUUGCACUUCUGACACUAGGCACUGGUCCAUUCAUUGUUGCUGCAGGAGGAAUAUCAAAUAUAUUUCUCCACAGGCUUGCUGAAAAUAUUCAAGAUGCCUAUGCUGAAGCAGCGAGCAUAGCUGAACAGGCAAUCUCAUAUGUCAGGACUUUGUAUGCAUUCACAAAUGAAACUCUGGCGAAAUAUUCAUAUGCUACAUCACUUCAGGCAACACUGCGGUAUGGGAUAUUGAUAAGUCUUGUGCAAGGCCUUGGUCUUGGAUUCACGUAUGGACUUGCCAUAUGUUCUUGUGCUCUACAACUUUGGGUUGGGAGGUUCCUUAUUUCACAUGGAAAAGCUAAUGGUGGUGAAAUUAUAACAGCUCUGUUCGCUGUAAUUCUAAGUGGCCUUGGAUUAAAUCAAGCAGCCACAAACUUUUACUCAUUUGAACAAGGGAGAAUUGCAGCUUAUAGACUUUAUGAGAUGAUAAGCCGUUCAACCUCCACUGUUAAUCAGGAUGGGAAUACCUUAGCUUCAGUACAGGGAAACAUUGAAUUCCGGAAUGUAUAUUUCAGCUAUCUUUCACGUCCGGAGAUUCCAAUUUUAAGUGGUUUCUACCUAACUGUACCUGCCAGAAAAACUGUGGCUCUUGUUGGUAGGAAUGGUUCAGGAAAAAGCAGUAUAAUUCCUCUUAUGGAGCGCUUCUAUGAUCCUACGUUAGGUGAAGUCCUUUUGGAUGGUGAGAAUAUAAAAAACCUGAAGCUAGAAUGGUUAAGAAGCCAAAUAGGACUAGUCACCCAGGAGCCAGCUUUGUUAAGUUUGAGCAUCAGGGAAAAUAUUGCCUAUGGAAGAUCUGCUACAUUUGAUCAAAUCGAAGAGGCUGCCAAAACAGCACAUGCGCACGCAUUUAUCAGUUCACUUGAAAAGGGAUAUGAUACACAGGUUGGUAGGGCUGGUUUGGCAUUGACUGAAGAACAAAAAAUAAAGCUUUCUGUUGCUCGGGCUGUGCUUUCAAACCCAUCUAUUCUUCUACUCGAUGAGGUCACAGGUGGACUUGAUUUUGAGGCAGAAAGAGCCGUUCAGGAGGCAUUGGAUAUUCUCAUGUUGGGACGGUCCACUAUUAUAAUAGCCAGACGCCUUAGCCUUAUAAGGAAUGCUGAUUAUAUUGCAGUGAUGGAGGAGGGUCAACUUGUUGAAAUGGGUACACACGAUGAAUUGCUGAAUCUAGAUGGCCUUUAUGCAGAACUCUUAAGAUGUGAGGAAGCAGCAAAGCUUCCUAGGAGGACACCUAUCAGGAAUUACAAAGAGUAUUCAACUUUCCAAAUUGAAAAGGAUUCAUCAGCAAGCCACAGUUUUCAAGAUUCAUCGUCUCCUAAGAUGGCAAAAUCACCCUCUUUUCAAAGAGCUCAUGGUGCAUUUCGGCAGCAAGAUUCCGGUUACAACUCUCAUGAAUCACCAAAGGUUCACAGUCCAACUUCAGAGCAGAUGGCGGAAAAUGGGAUGCCCUUGGUGGCAACAGAACAAGCUCCAUCCAUCAAAAGACAGGACAGUUUGGAAAUGAGAUUGCCUGAGCUUCCCAAAAUUGAUGUUCAUUCUAUAAAUAGGCAAUCCUCUAAUGCUUCAGACCCAGAGUCACCUAUUUCUCCACUCUUGACAUCCGAUCCUAAAAAUGAGCGUUCUCAUUCGAAAACAUUUAGCCGUCCUCUUAAUCAGUUUGAUGACAUGCACACCAAACAGAGGGAGAUGAAGGACUUGCAGCACCACAAACCACCAUCAUUUUGGAAGCUUGCAGAGCUUAGUUUUGCAGAAUGGCUUUAUGCUCUUCUAGGGUGCACCGGUGCUGCAAUUUUUGGUUCAUUUAAUCCGCUUCUUGCUUACAAUAUUGCACUGAUAGUGGCAGCGUACUACAGAAUUGAUGUCCAGGAUAUACAGAACGAAGUGAACAAAUGGUGCUUGAUCAUUGCAGGUAUGGGCAUUAUUACAGUGGUUGCCAACUUUUUACAGCACUUCUAUUUUGGUAUAAUGGGGGAGAAGAUGACUGAGCGAGUUAGAAGGAUGAUGUUCUCAGCAAUAUUGCAUAAUGAAGUUGGAUGGUUUGACGAAGAAGAGAACAGUGCAGACAUGCUAUCCAUGCGUUUGGCGAAUGAUGCAACAUUUGUCCGUGCUGCUUUUAGCAAUCGACUAUCUAUAUUCAUACAGGACACUGCUGCUGUUGUUGUUGCCUUUCUUAUUGGGAUGCUGCUAGAAUGGCGAGUGGCUCUUGUUGCACUGGCAACUCUACCCAUCCUAAUAGUUUCUGCUAUUGCACAGAAAAUGUGGCUUGCUGGGUUCUCAAGGGGAAUUCAGGAGAUGCACAGGAAGGCUUCUUUGGUUCUUGAAGAUGCAGUUAGAAACAUUUAUACUGUAGUGGCAUAUUGUGCUGGUAACAAGGUGAUGGAACUGUACAGAUUGCAGCUAGGUAAAAUACUCAAGCAGAGCUUUUUUCAUGGAAUGGGCAUUGGUUUUGCCUUUGGCUUCUCGCAGUUCCUGCUUUUUGCCUGUAAUGCUCUUCUCCUUUGGUACACUGCGGUUUCAGUCAAGGAUGGCCGUCUUACAAUAGCUACAGCACUUAAAGAGUACAUGGUUUUCUCUUUUGCCACGUUUGCAUUGGUGGAGCCAUUUGGCCUUGCUCCUUACAUUCUCAAACGCCGGAAGUCCCUCACAUCAGUAUUUGAAAUCAUUGACCGUGAGCCGAAGAUUGAUCCAGAUGAUAACACUGGUCUUAAGCCCCCUAAUGUCUAUGGAAGCAUCGAGCUCAGAAAUGUUGAUUUCUGCUACCCAACUCGCCCUGAAGUGAUGGUGCUUAGCAAUUUCAGUCUUAAGGUCAAUGGGGGACAAACAAUAGCAGUGGUGGGUGUUUUGGGUUCUGGGAAAAGCACAAUAAUUUCUUUAAUCGAGAGAUUCUAUGAUCCUGUUGCUGGGCAAGUUUUGUUGGAUGGUCGGGAUUUGAAGUUGUUCAACUUGAGAUGGUUGCGGAGCCACAUGGGUUUGGUUCAACAGGAACCCGUUAUCUUUUCAACAACCAUAAGAGAGAACAUUAUCUAUGCGAGACACAAUGCAACAGAGGCCGAGGUGAAAGAAGCAGCAAGAAUAGCAAAUGCCCAUCAUUUCAUCAGCAACCUGCCACAUGGUUACGACACACAUGUAGGAAUGAGUGGGAUAGAUUUGACACCCGGACAGAAGCAGCGGAUUGCCAUUGCUCGUGUCGUGCUAAAAAACGCACCGAUUUUGUUGUUAGAUGAGGCCAGCUCUGCAAUAGAGUCUGAGUCGAGUAGGGUGGUGCAGGAGGCCCUUGACACACUAAUUAUGGGAAACAAGACAACGAUUCUUAUUGCACAUAGAGCAGCAAUGAUGAGGCAUGUGGAUAACAUUGUGGUCCUAAAUUCUGGCAGGAUAGUAGAACAAGGUACGAAUGAUUCCCUGGUGCAGAUGAAUGGGUUGUAUGUCAGAUUGAUGCAACCACAUUUUAGUAAGGGCCUUCGUCAGCAUCGACUCGUCUAGGUUGAUUGCGGUGGUGGUUGGUGAUGGUUGACAUUGUUCAAAUGCUAGGAUUGAUAGGACAGAAAUAAUUGUGGAGUUAGGACAAUGAGCAACUGAGGUGGCAUGCUUGAGUGAUUUUGUUAUCUGCAUUCUUUUGGAGGCUCGCAUUCUCUUUACCGGGUUUAUGCUGCCUCCUUGGUGUAUUAAUUUGUUAAUCCAAAGGCAGAGCUGCAAGAUUUUUUUCUUCCCCAUUAGAGUUGAUGGCUUGAUUGUAGAAAAUGCUAUUCUCCAAUUUCACUUCUUGCCGAUUUGAAAUUUUUGCUUUCUAUACAGCUCUUUGUAAUUUCUGAUGGGUGAUGUGCAUGAUAUGAGAAAAAUGUAAAAUCAUAAGUAGGUUAUGUAAAACGGCUUGAUAGUGGAAUAUGCUAUUUUCCAAUUUGAUUUCU